AUGGCGCUAAUAUCUGGAGGGGACGAGUAUCCCGUCUCCACGAAAAGAAUAGCCCGAAUCGCUGCUCAGCUCUCGGCUCUGCCUCUCGAAUUGAUUGAGCCUGUUUUGGCGGAGUUGCCGCUACAUCAUAUUCUACAGCUGCAGUGCGCGAGCACUGCCGGCGCCUCCCUUCACGAUGCGAUCCGAAUCUCACCCACCUGGGCAUGGCUGUUUCAGCACCACGGCGAAAGACUUGCGGCGCUUUGGAUUGCCGCGAAUCGGCUUUCUAUGCUCUGGUGCGGCCGCGACUACAUGCAGAUGACGACAGUGAAGCAAUGGUCUGAAUUCAGCGUCAAACUCCACUGUCGGGCGGUGACUUCCAAGCCAGAAGACCCGGCAAGCCAUACCUUGGGAGUCUUGGAGAAGCAAUUUACCGUUAGCUUUAUGGCUUUCCUUGGAGAUGAUCGCCAGGUAUAUCCGCCAGGCUUCCGCAUCGUUGAAAGUGCACCGUGGGGCCGUGGCCUUAAGAGGGCUGACCGUCGCGCUGCGUGCAUGUAUUUGCCGGCCACCUUGUUGUCCUCCUUGAUCAAAGAGAAGAGAUUGCCUGAAAGCUUCAAGAAAAUGCGCACAGACGCAUUCUCAGCCUCUGAUUACACGUCUUCGCCACCCAGUCUGGACUUCCUCGACCAGGCCGCAGACGCUCUCCAUACUCAUGAAUGGACUUUCCAGGACGCCAUGCUCGUCCUGCCGUGGAUUAUCAAGGCGUUGGAAAUGCUUCGAAAAACCCAGAGUGAUGAACUCAUCGUCUUGGCACAGCUAUUUGACGAUUUUCCAGAACUGCUGAAGAUGCCUCUGGCCCCGCAGCUCAUGGACCCAACUCGUCAACCACACAUUGCCCGCAACUUGCGUAUGGAUGCUCGCAAAGCUUCUCACUUGCCAAUUUACGCAAGGCUAAAAAAGAUCCACUACGGCCGGCAGAAACUUUUUGUUGGUCGGUCGUGGUUUCGCUUUCGCUACGCGCACUGUUGCUUGGUGCCGUACAAUUGGUGUUUCGACCUCUUCUCCAAAUUCAGAGGUACAUACGAUCCGACCAAGAACGACCCUAUAAUUCCUUCCGAAAUGCUAUCCCUUUUCAAUAUCGCAGAAUUAGGCUUCAAUGACAUCUAUUCUUAUUCGAGCAAUUCUAUGAGCCGGGUAGCGCGUAUGAAUGGCCAGACUUGUUUCGUGUUCCGGCCAGAUCAGAAUGUCUCCUUGCCUGCUCGUCCGAAAGAGCUUGAAUGGCUUACUGCUUUCACCAAGUGUGUCAACUGGAUUCGCUCUCAGUUUCCGGGCGAAUAUCAGGCAUCCUACACGAAUGCCCUCGUGUCUUCAGUGCCUGUGUUUUCCAAGUCUGCAUCGCGGGCAACUAUGGACGCUGUCGACUACGAAGAAUUCGUGCACCGAGCCCCGGUAUCUGAAAUUGCAACGCAACUUCAAAUCGACUCAAAGAUCUGCGAUGAGAAUAAUCGCAAAGUCCGGUCUAAACAGCCAAGUCUGCUUGCGCUGUAUAUCUCCGCUUUGACUCCCCUCCGAAAGAAAGAGCUGCUACAGCAAAUGUUCCCCUCGCGCGAGCUUGGGCCUGAAACACGUACAUUGAUAUUUGAAAGCGUGCUGCAAAAAGUUGUAAGUGUGCUUCAGUCGAACCCGCUUUCCAGAGACUGCUCGUCCCCGGAGGACGGGAUGUCUGAAGCGGACGCCGCAGCCGAAUUACCUUCCAGCGAGGGUCAGCAAGCUUCCGCACCUCAGAAUAAGAUGACAUCCGAUGAGGAGUUGCGAGUAUGCGAGAGAAUACUGGAAAAUCUACUUUUGACAAAAGACGACCAAGAUGGCAGUAUCCACCGAGUAUUAUCUGAGGUUCGAUCAAAGAUCAACCAAGACAAAGGAGUCCACGCGAACAUCAAAAUUUCUUCCUACAGCCCUGCAUCGAAUGCCGACCGCGCGAACGUCGCUGUGUGCUAUAUAUGCCGUCUUCGCCGCCAUGAAAGUCAUCCAUUUUUGCCGGCUUUGUGCAAGGCAUGCGGGGACUUCAACCUGUCCGCUUCUCGCAUGUCGCUUCCACGGAACCUUCAGCUCCGGGGCCGCACGGCUCUUGUCACUGGUGGGCGCGUCAAUUUAGGCUUCCACACAGCUCUUCGACUUUUACGAUGCGGCGCCUUUGUCAUAGUCUCAACGCGAUAUCCUGCCGAUGCUGUCAUGCGAUACCGGCGUGAAGCGGAUAGCGAGACGUGGGAAGCACGCUUGAAAAUCAUCGGCGCGGACUUCCGCUCUGCGGUGGAUGCCAUGGCACUGACACGACAAGUCAAGAAUAUCCUUGAUCAAAACUCUAGCAUACUGGAUAUCUUGAUCAACAACGCGGCGCAGACUCUUGCAGACAGAAAAGAGGCUGAGGUUACUGCCAUCAAUAGGGAGCGUGAUCUUCUUGGAGACUCGAUGGGAAGUUGGCAAGCCCUUUGGCUACAGAGCACACCCUAUACACCAAGAUUGCGGGGUGCGAACGACUCAAGCAUUGAAACCGCGUCUUUCACUGGCCUGCUUGGAUCGCAGGAUGUUGCCGCUCCCGUCAAAAGCACGACUAUCGUCGUUCCUUACUCCAAGUCAUCAUGGGUCCAGAGCCUGCAUGAAAUACCUUACGAAGACCUGAUCAGCGCUCAUAGCGUCAACACAUUUGUACCGUUGAUUCUCAUUCGUGAGCUUCUGCCAGUGAUGCGGCGAAAAGAGGGUGCGGGCGAACGCUGCGGAUACAUUGUGAAUGUCUCGUCCAGGGAAGGCAUAUUUGAAAACAGAAAGGGACAUUCGGCCAAGAGAGGAAAGCAUGUGCACACAAAUAUGUCAAAAGCUGCUUUGAAUAUGAUUACAGAGACGGAAGCUGCAGAAGCAUGGGAGAAGUAUGGAGUCGCCAUGAAUACGGUUGAUCCUGGCUAUAUGAGCGCGGCGCCCGAGUUUGAGGAUGCAUUCGGUGGCGAGCGACCGAUUGGAUGGGGCGAUGGCGCUGGCCGUGUUCUGUGGCCCAUAGCUGUUGGACAGAAAGCGACAAGCAACGGCAAAGGAAAAGUGAUCUGGGGUCAAUUCUUGAAACAUUACGGUGCAGUCCGAGUCGAACCUGGAUUUGGCCGCGGAUGA
This is a messenger RNA of Akanthomyces muscarius, 3138 nucleotides long. RefSeq lists its product as uncharacterized. The transcript has a single exon. Bases 1 to 3138 code for a protein of 1045 amino acids. NCBI's taxonomy places the organism in Eukaryota, Fungi, Ascomycota, Sordariomycetes, Hypocreales, Cordycipitaceae. The record is from RefSeq and is a predicted model, not a curated record.